Trachymyrmex cornetzi is the source of this 849-nucleotide messenger RNA. RefSeq lists its product as uncharacterized. The record is from RefSeq and is a predicted model, not a curated record. The coding region runs from base 1 to 849 and encodes 282 amino acids. Lineage: Eukaryota; Metazoa; Arthropoda; Insecta; Hymenoptera; Formicidae. The transcript has 2 exons.
AUGUGGGUCCGCAAAUGGAUUCAUAGGAGACCAGUUCUAAGUGCAUCAAAUAAUCUUUUCAAGGAGUUGGCAUUGGAAGAUCCAGUCGCGUAUCAUAAAGUAUUGCGAUUAACACGUGAAAAAUUUGAGGAGCUUUUGGAGAAAGUACAUCCACUUAUUCAGAAAAAAGAUACUCAAAUGCGUCCUGCUAUUCCAUCUCGGACUAAAUUGGAAAUUACUCUUCGGUAUCUAGCUACAGGGGACUCAUAUCAAUCUCUCGAAUUACUCUUCAGAGUUCCAGCCUGCACUAUUUGCACAUUUCUGCCAGAGGUUCUUGAUGCAAUCAGGCAAGUAUCAUGGGAUUAUCUAAAGCCGCCAUCUACACCAGAGAAAUGGAAACGCAUAAUGAAUAGAUAUGAGACACGAUGGAACUUUCCCAAUUGCGCAGGCGCCAUUGACGGAAAAUAUAUCGAGAUAAUACGCCCAGCCAAUAGUGGCUCUAAAUUUUUUAAUUACAAAGGCACUUACAGCAUUGUUUUAUUUGCUAUGGUAGAUGAUGAUUACAAUUUUACGUUCGUUGAUAUAGGAGCAAAUGAUCGAACAAGUGAUAGUGCCGUUUUUAAAGAUUCGAAACUUAAUCAGGGAUUAGAGAAUAAGUCAAUUGGUCUCCCAGAAAAUGCAGUGAUUGUUGGAGAUGACGCAUUCCCUUUGCGUACCAACCUCUUGAAACCUUACAGCAGGAGAUUACUUACUGAAAAAGAACUUAUUUUUAACUACCGAUUAUCUAGAGCAAGACGUAUUUCUGAAAACAUUUUUGGCAUAUUUGUAUGGAAUUUGGUGAUUUUUACGAUCAAUAAAUCAGACUCCUGA